Messenger RNA from Dissoconium aciculare CBS 342.82, 1158 nucleotides. RefSeq names its product Ssu72-like protein. The transcript has 3 exons. The record is from RefSeq and is a predicted model, not a curated record. Gene Ontology annotation, cellular component: nucleus; mRNA cleavage and polyadenylation specificity factor complex. Gene Ontology annotation, biological process: termination of RNA polymerase II transcription. Bases 262 to 1158 code for a protein of 298 amino acids. Lineage: Eukaryota; Fungi; Ascomycota; Dothideomycetes; Mycosphaerellales; Dissoconiaceae. Gene Ontology annotation, molecular function: RNA polymerase II CTD heptapeptide repeat phosphatase activity.
CUCUUAUCAAACCGACUCCAAGAACCUGUUGUCGUGUUCCCAGAUUCGUCAUUUGACAUAGCAGAUCCGACUAUCCGAGACUUGUCUUGAUUGCUGUAAUACUUGCAUCGCGUGAGGUCACCACCCGGACGGAAAGGUGCAUCAUUGUGUCCUCUGUGCUUGUAUAUGUGAUGAGCGAUUAGAUUUACGAAGCACGCGACACCUGUGUAGCCAUUGUUUCCAUCAACCGCGCAUGGGAAGACUUGUAUCCCAUAAACAACAAUGGCUUCAGAUCCGCGGAGACGACCUGUGCCUCCACCUCCGCCUCCGCCUCCGCCAGCAGAGUCCGAAGGAAGCAGCAAUGAUCUGAGCGCAGUCAGCGCUGCUGGAGCUGAAGAGCAGGCUAUACCUGGAGACGAUGGCUCGCAAGAGGGCGCAAAGCCUGAGGAUGGAUUCAAGCUCAAGUUUUGCACGGUAUGCGCAAGUAAUAACAAUCGGUCAAUGGAGGCACAUUUACGGCUGACUACCGCACCUACACCUUACCCAACAAUAUCAUUCGGCACGGGAUCAUUGGUCCGAUUACCAGGUCCUAGCAUCUCGCAGCCGAACGUCUACAAUUUCAACGUCACAUCCUACAGCGCCAUGUACAAUGAGCUUCAGUCCAAAGAUCAGCGCCUAUAUCGCGCCAACGGUAUCCUACCGAUGCUAGAGCGGAACAAAAACAUCAAAUGGGGACCGGAGCGGUGGCAGGACUGGAAGGUUGGCGUACCACGCGACGCCGAUUACCACGAUGACAAAGGCUCAGAGGGCGUGGAGGCUGGGACCGUGGACAUCGUCUUUACAUGCGAAGAACGAUGCUGGGAUGCAGUAGUGGAUGAUCUCCUCACGCGUGGCUCGCCCUUGAAUCGACCAGUCCACGUCUUCAAUGUGGAUAUUAAGGAUAAUCAUGAGGAGGCUUUGGUGGGCGGACGGGCAAUUCUCGAGCUCGCCGAUGAGCUAAAUGCUGCGGCACGAGCGGAGCGUGACGGCAUGGCGAAGUCGGAGGAAGGUGUCAAUGGCUUUGAUGCUGGCCAUGCAUCAGCGCGGUCGGGGUUUGAUGAGCGGGUGCCUGAUAUUCUGGCAUCGUGGCAGGAGAGAUGGCCUCAAUUACCUGCAUUGUGGACGUUGGCAUGGCUAUGA